AUGGUUCUUGUGUGCAGUGUUGGGCUUCUGGCUCUGCUGGUGUCGGUCCAGUGUCUGACCCGCGAGCAGCUCUUCGAUUAUGGGAUUCAGUUCGGCGACCGGAUUUUGGACUCCUCGACUGAUUCGGUUAAAGAGCUCGAGCUGCAGCAAACGCUCUACUUCUUCAAAGGAAAGUUCGAUAAAGUUUACGUCAGCACCAAUGGCUUCAUGUCUAUGGCUGAACCCAGUGACGAGUCCGAGUACCUGGGGAAGAUGCCGGCCAGUUUUGGCAUGAUUGCAGCGUUCCUAGGAGAUCUGGAUACUACAGACGGUGCCGGUUAUGUCUAUUUCCGCCAGGAUAAAAGUCCUGAUGUGCUCCAGAGAGCCGCAGAUCACAUUAGGCAAGCGUUUCCCAGUGACGAGGAGAUCGAACCCACUCACGCCGUCAUCGUCACCUGGGAGAAUGUGCUGGGUCAAGGAAGUGAACGAGGAGAUGGAUUUGAGUUUGCGAGAAAUACUUUCCAGCUAGUUGUAGCAAACAUGUAUUCGGCGUCCUACGCCAUCCUGCUGUAUCCAGAGGAGAAGAUGCAGUUCGGUUCCACGCUCAUAGAUGAUGUAGACGUGCCCGUCGAGGUCGGGUUCAAUGAAGGCGUUGUCCCGGGCUGGUUCGGCUGGUCGACAACUCAAGGAUCUUACUACCGCGUCACUGAAGACAGCGAGGAGUCGGUCAGCGCUCUCGCACUGGAGACAAACUCAGGCCAGCCUGGCGUUUGGGUCUUCGAGAUCGGCACGUCUCCGUUGUUCACCUCCAUCGUCCCCGGACAGGUCACGGAGGUCACGUCGGAGGAGACUGUGGUCGACACACCCGCUCCUGAGCCGACGAGCGUUCAGACCUCGGAGCCUCCGUACGAGCCGCUCACGAGCCGCCCAGAGCCGCUCUCAGAGUCGUCCACCCCUGACGAGUUUCAGUACCGUUAUGUGCCGCCGCAGCAGCCUCAGAACCCCGAGGUGCUGAUCAUCGAUGAAGACGAGCUCAGCGUCAACGUGUUUUCUUAUAAUUACGAGACGUGCUCCAGCAACAAGCACAAGUGCUCUGCUUUCGCCGACUGCAGAGAUUACGCCGACGGAUACUGCUGUCACUGUAAACCUGGUUACUAUGGCAACGGCAAGGAUUGCGUCGCCGAAGGCAAACCUCAGAGGAUGAACGGGAAGGUGAACGGCAGACUGUACGUUGGGAAUUCUCCGUCUCCUGUGGAGUUCUCCAACAAUGACCUGCACUCGUAUGUGGUGGCCAAUGACGGCCGGGCGUACAUCGCUGUCAGCAGCAUCCCGGCCAGCAUCGGACCCUCCUUACAGCCGCUGCCUGCUCUCGGAGAGGCCAUCGGAUGGGCGUUCGCACUGGAGCAGCCCAACUAUCACAACGGCUUCAGCCUCAUCGGAGGGGUUUUCACACGCCAGGCCGAGGUGAUCUUCCAGCCCGGCGACGAGAGGCUGACCAUCAGACAGGAGUUCGGCGGCAUCGAUGAGCACGAUCACCUGGUGGUCAGCACACAUCUGGACGGCAGGAUCCCGGAGGUGCCGCGUGGAGCCACGGUCCAGAUCGAGCCGUACAACGAGAUUUACCAGUAUUCCAGCAACCUGAUCACGUCGUCCUCGCGGCGGGACUACACCGUUAACAUGCCUGACGGCAGCGUCCGCAAACACAGCUACCUGUGGACGCAGAGCAUCCGCUUCCAGAGUUGCCCACACGAGGAGCUCAUGAGCUCGGUGCCAGACAGCCAACAGCUCAGCGUCGACCAGAUCUUCGUCAUGUACGACUCCGGCAACCAGCUGAUCCGCUUCGCCAUGAGCAACAAGAUUGGCUCCAUCCACAGUGGGAUCCCAGAGCAAAACCCCUGUUUCACCGGGAGACACGGCUGCGACACCAACGCCGUCUGUCGUCCGGCUCAAGGCAAAGACUUCACCUGCGAAUGCGCCGCUGGAUUCACUGGAGACGGACGGGUUUGUUACGAUGUGGACGAGUGUUCAGAAAGCCCUCAGAUCUGCGGCUCUUACAGCAUCUGCAUCAAUCAGCCCGGAAGCUUCCGCUGUGAGUGUCUGGACGGGUUUCAGUUCGCCAGCGACGGACGGACCUGCGUCGAAACGGAGCGUCCCGUGGAUCACUGUCAGAGAGGAACGCACGACUGCGACGCUCCCGAACGCGCCAGAUGCCGUUACACCGGCGCCUCGUCCUACGUCUGCGCGUGUCUGCCGGGCUUCUCCGGGGACGGACGGGCCUGUCAGGAUGUUGACGAGUGCCAGACGGCCCGUUGCCAUAGAGAUGCCAUCUGCUACAACACCCAGGGCUCUUUCACCUGUCAGUGUCGGCCUGGUUUCCAUGGCGAUGGCUUCAGCUGCACACCUGGUUCUGGCGGCGAGCAGACGGCGUGUGAGCGACACAGAGCCGCGGCGCUGGCCUCGACCUCUUCCUCCUUCCGCCCGCGUCCGGCGCUCGGUCAGUACGUGCCCUCCUGCGACGGCUACGGUGCGUACGAACCCCUGCAGUGUCACGCCGGCCUCGGCCAGUGCUGGUGCGUGGACGUGUCGGGACAGGAGAUUCCCGGCUCCAGAACCGCAGCGGGCCGCAGACCCAUGUGCAUCGAUCACAAUGUGGCUCCGCCCCCCAUUGGCCCCACCCCCAGGCCUGACAUCAGCCCUCUGACUCCCGGAGCAGACCUCUUAUUCGCUCAGAGCGGCAGAAUCGAGCUCCUCCCAUUGAACGGCAGCCGCAUGAGCGCAGACGAGGCCAGGACGCUUCUGCACGUGCCCGGUAAAGUGGUGAUCGCUGUGGCAUACGACUGCGUGGAACAGACCGUCUACUGGUCCGACAUCACACAACCCGCCAUCAGCCGCGCCACCAUCACGGGCGGCCAAACCAGCGUCCUCGUCAGCAGAGAUCUGGGCAGUCCUGAAGGAAUCGCCAUCGAUCACAUGUCCAGAAACAUGUACUGGACCGACUCCAUCCUGGACCGCAUCGAGGUGUCGCGGUUAGACGGCAGCCACCGCCGCGUCCUCUUCGACAAUGACCUCAUCAACCCUCGGCCGAUCAUCGCUGACCCAACCCACGGACACCUGUACUGGGCCGACUGGAACAGAGACGGGCCGAAGAUCGAGCGCUCCAGCAUGGACGGGACCGACCGGACGGUGCUGGUGCAGGACGGCCUGGGGCUGCCCAACGGAUUGACCUAUGACCCCCAGAGCCGGCAGCUGUGCUGGGCCGACGCAGGCACUCGUCGGGUGGAGUGUAUGGAUCCGUUCUCUCGUCUCCGCAGGAAACUGACCGAAGGGAUUCAGUAUCCGUUCGCCAUGGUGUCCUACGGCGGGAAGCUCUUCUACACCGACUGGAGAAGGGAAGCGGUGGUUGCUAUGGAGCAUCAGGAUGGGAUGGAGGUGGAGGAGUUUCUCCCUCAGAGACGUUCACGCACAUACGGCAUCACCAUCAUUUACCCACAAUGCCCUGCAGGCCUGAACUACUGCUCCGCUGAGAACGGCGGCUGUUCGCACCUGUGUCUCCCGCGGCCCGGCGGAUUCUCCUGCCGCUGUCCCGACGCCAGAGACGGAUCGUGCGAGGAGCCGGACCAGAACUUCUGAGCGACGGAGAGAUUCAUUCACAGCGCGUAUCCAUAUCAGGGAUUCAUCUUCCUCAAAAUCCUGCAAAAGUUCGGAACAGUUCUGGUGACACUUUACAAUAAUCUCCAUUAGUUCAUGCAUUUAUUACGGGAUUUAUUCAUGUUUGCUGAUAGAAAUACAGCUGAAGUUCAUGUUAUCCAUUAAAUAAUAUUAACAGACACAACAUUAGAUUUUAAUAAUGCAUUAAUAACGUCGAGAUUAACAGAUGCGGAGUGCCGUUCACUGAUGAUCUUUAUUGUGAAGUUUGAGCAGUUUGUUCAGUUUUUGUCCAGAUUGCGUCUCUAUCGUGAAACUUAAAACCAGAGCAGGUGAAAUAAUAAAUAUGUGUAUAAUAUCAGCAGUCAGUUAUAAUAAAAUAUUAUUAGUUUUUAUAUGCUAAUAUAAUGCUGAUUAUAUGAGUUUAAUUUAAUAAUGGAAAAUUAAUAAAACGAAAAACUUUACAUUUAAACACAAAUAAUUAUUUGAUAUUUUAAGAUACUAAAACUUGAAAACAUGAAUCUGAAUCCAUAGUUAGACGAAUAAAUGUGAUUUUAUUGUAGUUUUUCUUCGGCUCUCGGGAUGCUGGGAUACAUGUAUACUGUGUGUGAGGGGAGAGGUGCAUUCUGGGAUGGAUAUUAUAUGCAAUCAUUCUUAGGUGAAAUGUUAUUUACAACUGUAUUUUAAUCUUGAUGAUUUUUAAAAUGCCAAAGAAAGAUUUUUGUUUACUGUAAAUAUCAGAGGUCUGUGGUCAUGUGAUCAUCUGGUGCUCUGGGGCCGGUCGAGGGCCUCUUUCAGGUCUUUUCUUGUGGCGAGACCCUCAUACGGGAAUCACACUCAUUGUUUACACAUUGCAUUGCAUGAUGGGAGGCGGGAGGCAGCUGCACAGAGGGAGGAAGUGUGUGUUCUGCACAGCUGUUCCAUUAAAACACGUUUUUUAAGA
Megalobrama amblycephala (Wuchang bream) is the source of this 4567-nucleotide messenger RNA. RefSeq names its product nidogen-1-like. Gene Ontology annotation, biological process: cell-matrix adhesion. Gene Ontology annotation, molecular function: calcium ion binding. The record is from RefSeq and is a predicted model, not a curated record. The transcript has 19 exons. NCBI's taxonomy places the organism in Eukaryota, Metazoa, Chordata, Actinopteri, Cypriniformes, Xenocyprididae. Bases 1 to 3609 code for a protein of 1202 amino acids.